Messenger RNA from Emiliania huxleyi CCMP1516, 966 nucleotides. RefSeq lists its product as hypothetical. The coding region runs from base 1 to 966 and encodes 321 amino acids. The record is from RefSeq and is a predicted model, not a curated record. The transcript is spliced from 5 exons. NCBI's taxonomy places the organism in Eukaryota, Haptophyta, Isochrysidales, Noelaerhabdaceae.
AUGCGCGACUUUGCGCAGCUUUUUGACCAUACUAGUAAGGCGGUCGAGAAUGAGACGUGGGAGCUACCACCUGAGCCAUUGGUGUUGCGCAUCCUGGGCCAGAUUCCGGAUCGACCCGCCUGCGACCAGCUCGUGCAGAGAUACACCGACUGCCGCGAGUGCCCAGAUGAGCAGUCCAAGCGGAUCUCCGUUGUUCGAGCUCUCCGCCGCCUUGCCGAGUCGGGCAUCACCUUUCUGCAGCGGUGCGUGUCGGACGACGCCCCGAAGGGCAAGGCAGGGUCAGCACAGGCUACGCAGGCCACGCCAGGCGGUCGGACAGGCCCGCCAGUGCUGCCCUCGCCAGUGCAAAGCUGCUCGGCGUCGGCAUUUGUGGCUUGGGGCCACCUUGGAGAGGAUCAAAGGCGAGCGCAGCGGGGCAAACGGGCCAGGGCAAGCGGCAGUACUGGCGCUGACUUGGGCCUGCUCGCCGACGCUGCCGACGAUGCACAGCGCAUGCCGUCCUGUGACACGCUCUUCGGCGGGUUGCGGCCGCAGGCUGCGACAUUUCUGUACCCGCCACCGGGCAUUGCCUAUCAUUCGCCGGCAGUGCCAUUGGGCGGGCCGGUGCCUAUGCCCAUGCCGGUGCUGCAGGCGGCGCCCAUGUGUGACAUGCACCUUUGCAGGAGCACCGUUGCAGUGGCACCGAUGCGGAUUGCGUCGGCACAGCACGGCGUGGUGCGGCCACAGCCGCAGCGCGGACGCCCUAUGAUUCCGGCGAGAAUGGCACCGUCAGCAAUCAGCCAGCCAGCGAGCGUGGGGACGCCGUGCCCGCCCAUUGCCCAGCCUCAACCAAUCCGGAUAAUCCCCGAUGUGAAGCACCCGAUGGCGAUGGUGUCGAGCGCGCCCGGUCAGGUGGAUGGUCUCAACGCGUUGAUGCGGGGUAUGAGCGAAGACGUGCGUGCUGUGGCGCUCAAAUGGCUUUCUUAG